Pyrus x bretschneideri (Chinese white pear) is the source of this 1259-nucleotide messenger RNA. Its product is annotated as PHD finger protein ING1. The transcript is spliced from 7 exons. The record is from RefSeq and is a predicted model, not a curated record. Bases 203 to 916 code for a protein of 237 amino acids. NCBI's taxonomy places the organism in Eukaryota, Viridiplantae, Streptophyta, Magnoliopsida, Rosales, Rosaceae. Gene Ontology annotation, cellular component: nucleus.
AGUUGUAUUAUUUAUUUAUUUUUUCGUCAAAUCAUAGUAUUAGAAACUUUGCAAACUUGCUCUCGGUACGCGCCAUCGCCAUCUUCUUCCGUAAUAUUAGGGUUCACAGAGAGGGGGAAAACAACUGCAAUCAGUCUAUUAGGGUUCGGGUUUUGGAGCUAUAACCAGAACUUUCGUACCCAUUUGCCUCAAUUUCAUCACCAUGUCUUUCCUUGAAGAAUUCAACGCCAAUUUGGAAUCUCUGCCUAAUAUUUUGGCUAAGAAUUAUUCGGUGAUGCGCACUCUAGAUCGAAGUUUACAAGAUAACCAGAGACAAAAUGAACAACGCUGCGAACAAGAAAUUGAGGACAUAAAGCGUGAAAUUAAGUCUGGGAAUAUUACACCUGAUACUUCCCUUAUUAGAUUCUCAGAUGAGGCUCUUGAUGAGCAGAAGCACAGCGUUGGGAUUGCAGACGAAAAGGUUCUUUUGGCUGUACGGGCAUAUGAUCUGGUGGAUACACACAUACAACAACUUGAUCAGUACUUGAAAACUUUUGAGGAAGAGCUGCGUGAAAGAGAUAGUGCUGCCGCGAGCGCCUUGCCUGCUCCAAAUCCCGAUAGUGGUGCAAAAUCUGGAAAGAGUAGUGAAGGUGGUAGAGGAGGGCGUAAGAAAACAAGACUAGCAACAGCCGCGGCAGCAGCAGCAACUGCAUCUGUCAAUCCUACUGCUAUGGAUUUAGAUAUACCAGUGGAUCCAAAUGAACCCACGUACUGUUUAUGCAACCAAGUUAGCUACGGGGAGAUGGUUGCAUGCGAGAACCCCAAUUGCAAGAUAGAGUGGUUCCAUUUUGGGUGUGUUGGUCUGAAGGACAAACCAAGAGGAAAGUGGUAUUGUACAGAUUGUGCUGCAUUGAAACCUCGCCGGAAAGGCAAAUGAUGAUGCCGAGUACUUGUUACAGGAACCUUGUUGUAGUCAGUGAUCUCAAGUCUAUCGCCCCAGUGGUACUAAUUGUUUUGAUUUGAAAUUACUGGUCUUGGAAACCAUUUCUAAUCACUCUCUAGUAUAGGAAGUCAUAGUAAUUAUGGACCAAUAAGAAUAGAGUUUUUAUUUACAGUAUUGAUAAUUAAUGUUAGGAACUUCUUUCUGACUCCAUGGUUUUAGGAGUACAUAGAAGAAUCCCUAUCUUAAGACGUACUAAAAAAUUUUGUCCGUGCGUUGUGCGAUAUUAGAAAUCGUAUGAAAGAGGCAUAAAAGAUUGCUUCCUCAUUUUCUUUCUUUC